Molecule: messenger RNA, 252 nt
Organism: Pestalotiopsis fici W106-1
Lineage: Eukaryota; Fungi; Ascomycota; Sordariomycetes; Amphisphaeriales; Sporocadaceae
Exons: 1
Coding region: 1-252 (83 amino acids)
Source: RefSeq, a predicted model, not a curated record
AUGGCGGAUCCUUCUGCUAUCGAUCCAAUACUGGCAAAUGUCGCUGCCAUCAUUGCCACCAACGACACUAUUGGCACGGUCAGCGACAUUCCACAUGUAUUCAGCGAAGUCACGAAUCGUGCCCAAACGGUCGAAAAGACAUUGGAGACGGCCCGCAUUAAGCUCGAAAACAAAAUCAAGCAAACUCGAAACCAGAAUAGCUUGGGUGAGGUCCGUGUCUGGUAUCUGGAAGCACUAGAUCACAAGAAAUAA